Messenger RNA from Haemonchus placei, 192 nucleotides. The record is from the annotation of a GenBank genome assembly. NCBI's taxonomy places the organism in Eukaryota, Metazoa, Nematoda, Chromadorea, Rhabditida, Trichostrongylidae.
AUGCGCCCACUCGUCAUCGCUUUGAUUUUCGCAGCCGCUUACGCUGCACCUGUGCAAGAUGGCGAGAAGAUCGAGGAGAAACUAAAACACCUCCAAGAAGAACUUGCUGUACUUCAACGGCAACUGACGGCACCUACGGUUACGGAAAAAGAAUUCUGCAUGCAAUCGAGGCUCGUCUAUCCGAAGUGCUAA